This is a messenger RNA of Xylona heveae TC161, 1046 nucleotides long. RefSeq lists its product as hypothetical. The record is from RefSeq and is a predicted model, not a curated record. The transcript has 2 exons. Bases 173 to 829 code for a protein of 218 amino acids. Lineage: Eukaryota; Fungi; Ascomycota; Xylonomycetes; Xylonales; Xylonaceae.
UGAUCUCAGAAACCCAGAUUUUCAGAAAUAGAAAAUGGGCUAGCAUUAAUCACCCAGUCUUUUAUCAAUCGACAAAGAAGUGGACGAUUAUACGAAAUUUUCGCAUGUGAAAUCAAAAUGGCUGAUAAGCAGUAAUUGCGCUUCUCGUAAUGAUGACCGUUUCGAUACGAUCAUGCACACUCGGGCCCCAAAAACCAAGUACCGUUCGGUAGCGGUCUAUAGGGAUUUGCAGCAGGGGUACAUCCCUGCAACUUUCUCAAACAUUCGCGAAACAGACGGGUGCCACGUCUUCCCCAGUCUCCACAUCACCCUGUCUCCGCAUCGUGUGGGGACCUCAAGGCAAGAGAAGGGCCGAAAGGGAAAGGAUAGACUCCUAAAUGACUCUUUUCUCGAGAUCUCCAUCCCCCCCCCUGCGCACGCACACACAACAGAUAUCCACCCACAUAUUGAACUGAUAAGACGAUGGCAAACCUCCUAUAAGGAUCGACAGAACUUGAAAAAAAAAAGUUGUCUCUGUUUUGGUGACAUGUUCUCCUUUCAACCGAUUCCAUCGUCUUUCUCAAAUAGAAAUCGUCUAAUUUCCCCUUCCAAUUUCAGCACCGUUUGCGGGAAUGGAGGCAUUCAAGUAAGGGGUAUGGCGCCACAACAUUGCCAAGGAAGAUUAUUCAUCACAAUAACAUACCACACGCACACACAGCCAAUAGAUUUGUAUACGGUACAACGUCAAAAUGAGAAAAAAGCAUCAUGCCUCUGCGAGACCUGUCAUCAUAUGUCUCGGAAUACCCUGGAUGCAACCGGCCGGACCCGGAAGUCGCAAAAGGAAAAAUGACGUGGAAAAGAAACGACGUUGAAAACAUACCUCCGCAAUCGACUGCCGCUCAAUGAUGGAUUUUUGCUUCUCAUUCCGCGAUACCCGAUAGUAGUUCUCGCAAAAAUCAUUGCAUCGCAUGAAUCGCAAAAAUUCUUCAUCAUGUGUAAUGACAAUGAGUUGAAAGUUUGACUGCUGUUGACGCGCUCGGAUAAUAUCGUGGAGAGAUUCUGCCAGC